This is a messenger RNA of Vitrella brassicaformis, 1301 nucleotides long. Lineage: Eukaryota; Vitrellaceae. The record is from the annotation of a GenBank genome assembly.
AUGUUGCUGGCUGCAGGCGCCGCUUCCUCAGCUGCUGCCUCAGCUGCUGCCUCUCUGCCCUCCGCACAGCAGCACCAGAAGCCUCCGCCGUGGGAGUCUGUGCGUGGCUGGCGGACUGUCCAUGUGAGCCACACCACCAACCCCCCUUCUCUCGGGGUGCUCCCCCCCGGCCCCUACACCUGCCCGGAUCCCGACUCGUAUGGCUUCGCCGUGGCGCUGCCCAACGAGACGGGACACAGCGAGCGCGUGUACCGCAUGAUGCCUGCCGUUAAGGCUGACUGGCUCUACCUGCCGCCCUUCCCAACACAGCAGCAGCAGCACCAGCAGCAGACCAACACAUGUCCGUCGUCAAGUGCUGCAGCAGCAGCUGCAGCUGGUGGUGGCGGCGGCGUUGACUCAUGGUCGGACGCAGAAGACGACGACGACUCGCCGGUGCAGGCCAAGGGCAUCCCCGGAGUGACAAUGGCGUCUGGCCCACCCAAGACUGCUGGUGGUGCCGGCACCGCUGCUGCCGCUGCUGGUGCCACAUCGUGCGCGUCGCCCCGUCCAUCGGCUGUACAGGUGUUUCCCGCCGACCACCCCUUUCCCCCGGCCGACACGACCGCCCGGCAGACCUUUGCCUACCCCAUCAUCUCCCACCCAAUCUCACCCGACUCGCGCAAUGCGCCGUUGCAGGUCACCAACGAACCGCUGCUGGGGCCCCGUGUGGUCACACGUGUGCCUUCCCCUGUGCCCUCGGCCCACCCGUAUUGCUAUGAGCCGCGUCCGCCGGCUAUUCGGGAGCUGUACAUGGGCAGCCCGCCUCCUGAUAGUGGCGACACUCCAUCGGCGAGUGCCGGUGGUGCCGGUGGUGCUGGUGCUGGAUUGGGUGGUGCUGGUGGUGUGUCGUAUCGUGGUGGUGCCAGCGGGAUGGUUGGGGGUGAGGACAGCCGGCGGCGAUUGCGGCGGGUGGCCAGCGACCAGGCCUGUGCUCUGAUGUAGACAGACAGACAAAGAGACAAAGAUGAUCUGACAGGGGGCGGAGUGGCUGAGAGAGAGGGGAUGUUUUUCUGUGUGUGGAGGAUAGCGUGCUCUUGAUGGUUGUCUGUCGUUUGGCGUGUGUGUGUGUUGGCUCCUAAUCCAUCACCUCUCCAUCUGUCGUGAGAAGAUGUGCCGAAGCCUUCCUGACGUGGCCUUACUUUGUAUGUGGCAGAGCGCAGAGGCAGGAUGGUCCGUGGCUUAAUUGACGUGUGCGUGCACUGCGAGGGUCGGAUGCAUCGACACCGGGGGGACCGACAGAUCGAAUGAAUCAUCGCACGGCG